UCUUCGCUUGAAACGAAAGCGAAUUCUCUCAAAAAAAACCUACACAGAGAUUAAGAGUCCAAAGAGCAAUAGCAAAGAGCAAACAUGGCGGCAACCGUGAGCGCGUGGGCAAAACCAGGCGCGUGGGCACUUGAUUCGGAGGAGAACGAGUUGGAACUUCAAAAGGAAGAGUCGGUGAAGGUUGAAAAUCACUCCAAUGGCGGCGGUGCCGGUGGCCUUGCCGAUUUUCCAUCUUUGGCUGCUGCCGCCACCACCAAAACAAAGAAGAAGAAGCCACAAACCCUAUCCCUUCAGGAGUUCAGCACUUAUAGCGCUGCUAAGCAGUCACAAACUGCCGCCGCUGCGUCAACCAAAGGCCUGACACCGGAGGAAGUCUUGAUGCUCCCCACCGGUCCUCGCGAGCGCACUGCGGAGGAACUUGACCAGUCUCGACUUGGUGGUGGUUUCAGAUCGUACGGUUACGACAGGCAAGGGGGGAGGGGUUCGUCGGACGAUUCUCGUAGGCAGGGAGGGUUCCGAAGAGAUACCGAUAGGGAAAUUGCUCCCUCUCGUGCCGACGAGACUGAUGAUUGGGGUGCAGCUAAGAAAACAUCGGCUGGUAAUGGUUUUGAAAGAAGAGGGGAGAGAGGUGAAAGGGGAGGUUUUUUCUCCGAUUCCCAGUCUAAAGCUGAUGAAUCUGAUAAUUGGGGUGCGAAUAAAGCUUUUGUACCCUCUUCUGGUCGAAGAUUUGAUAGGAGAGUGAGUUUUGGGUCAAACGGUAGUGAUUCUGAUUCGGAUCGGUGGACCAAAAGAAAGGAAGAGGAAGGAGGACGGAGAUUUGCCUCUGGUGGUGGUGCAUUCGACAGUUUAAGAGAAAGAAGAGGCGGUUACGAUUCAAACGGUGGCGUGGAUUCAGAAAAUUGGGGAAAGAAGAGAGAAGAGAACGGAGUUUCUGCUGGUGGUGGUAGGCCAAAGUUGAAUUUGCAACCAAGGACAUUGCCAUUGAGUGAAGGACAGCAGAACGGUAAUGAGCCCGUGCCUGCUCCUGUCCCUGCCCCUGUGGCGAAGCCAAAAGGGACUAAUCCAUUUGGGGCAGCUAGGCCAAGAGAGGAGGUAUUGAAGGAGAAGGGACGGGAUUGGAAGGAGAUUGACCAAAAGCUUGAGUCUUUGAAGGUAAAGGAGGCUUCUGAGUCCAGUGAUGGUGCUCCAAUCCCCAAGAAAGCUUGGGGGAGUCCUAACGGGAAGCUGAUUUUUCGCGAGGACAAGACCGAGAAGAGUUGGAGGAAGCCUGAGCUGAAUGAAGUUCCUCCUUCCAGUGCUGAGGAAACUGUAAAUGAAACUGCUGCUGAGUCUGGUGGUGAGCCACAAAUAUGAUGCCAAAGGAAGUUAAAAGUUUAUGAGAGCUAUGUUUCCUUCAGAGUUUGAAAUAGAUUCAUGUGAUGCGAAGCAUUGAAGCAAUUUUGAUAGAACGUGUUAUUUCUUAGUGUUUUGUUUUCUGUGUACCUACAACAUUAUCAUUUUGCUAUUUAUGUUUGUUCCUUUUUUUAUGUGGACUCAGUUUAAAAUUGUUUCUUCUUAUUCUUAUGUGGAACAAAAAGGGCAUAAAGACUGUUAAAGAUGAUAGAUUUUGAUUUUUGAUAAUUUAUUUUUGGACUUC
This is a messenger RNA of Solanum lycopersicum (tomato), 1636 nucleotides long. NCBI's taxonomy places the organism in Eukaryota, Viridiplantae, Streptophyta, Magnoliopsida, Solanales, Solanaceae. The record is from RefSeq and is a predicted model, not a curated record.